Messenger RNA from Megalobrama amblycephala (Wuchang bream), 2191 nucleotides. RefSeq names its product gastrula zinc finger protein XlCGF57.1-like. The transcript is spliced from 3 exons. Gene Ontology annotation, biological process: regulation of transcription by RNA polymerase II. Gene Ontology annotation, molecular function: DNA-binding transcription factor activity; RNA polymerase II cis-regulatory region sequence-specific DNA binding. Bases 142 to 1434 code for a protein of 430 amino acids. The record is from RefSeq and is a predicted model, not a curated record. NCBI's taxonomy places the organism in Eukaryota, Metazoa, Chordata, Actinopteri, Cypriniformes, Xenocyprididae.
CGAUAUGAUGUCAUAAGGCUCCGCAGCGCUCCUGCUUCUGUUGUGAUUCGGCUGAAGAAAGGACAUGAUUGAACUCUGUCCAAACACACGGAAACACUCCUGGUGAAGUGACUGAGAUCCACGUCACACACUAUUAUAAAGAUGGCGUUUAUUAAAGAGGAGAUCGAAGAUGUGAAGAUUGAAGAAACAUUCACAGUGAAACAUGAAGAUACUGAGGAACAAACAGACCUGAUGGCAUUGAAGGAGGAGGUUCAAGAACUCAAUGAAGUGGAAGAGAAAAAUCAGUAUGAGAUACAUCAUGAUUUCAUAACUGGAGAAAAAUCCACACAGACUGAAAAGAUUACCUCAAGAGCCGAGAAGACCAAAUCUAACAAUUCUAAUCCAACACAAAAACAAAACCUUGAAAUCCACACUGGAGAGAAGCCUUACACCUGUAAACUGUGUAGGAAGAGCUUCUCACAAAAAGAAAGUUUUGAGACUCACAUGAUAAUUUGCACAGAAGAGAAGCUGUUUGAAUGUGGUCAGUGUGGAAAGAGUUUCAAAUGUAAAGAAAAGCUUAAUUACCACAUGAGGAUUCACUCAAGAGAGACCUGUUUUAGAUGUCGUCAGUGUGGAAAGAGUUUCCCAGACAUGAAACACCUUAAAAUGCAUGUAAAAAUUCAUUCCGGAGAGAAACCUUUCACAUGCCACCAGUGUGGAAAGAGUUUCCAAUUCAAUAAAAAACUUGCGACUCACAUGAGAAUUCACACAGGAGAGAGGCCUUUCACCUGUAAACUGUGUGGGAAGAGCUUCUCACAAAAAGGAAAUAUGAAGACACACAUGAACAUUCAUGUUGGAGAGAAGCCCUUCACAUGUGUUCAUUGUGGAAAGAGUUUCACACGUAAAGGAACCCUUGAUUCACACAUGAAAGUUCACACCGGAGAGAGCCCUUACAACUGCAAACUGUGUGGGAAGAGUUUCACAUUAAAGGGAAAUCUUGACUCUCAUAUGAGAAUUCACACUGGAGAGAGGCCGUUCAUAUGUGUUCAGUGUGGAAAGAGUUUUCGAUGUAAAGAAACACUAAAGUACCACAUGAAUAUUCACUCAAGGGAGAACUGUAUUAGAUGUCAGCAGUGUGGAAGCAGUUUCACAGACAAGAAUCACCUUAAGAAGCAUGUAACAACUCACACGGGAGAGAAGCCUAACAUGUGCCAUCACUGUGGAAAGAGUUUCACAAUCAAAGCAUUCCUUAAGGAACACUUAAGAGUUCACACCGGAGAGAAGCCUUUCACCUGCCCUCAGUGUGGAAAGAGUUUCACACUGAAAGUAAACCUUCAGACUCACAUGAGAAUUCACUCCGGAGAGAAGCCUUACACAUGCCAUCACUGUGGAAAGAGUUUCAGAUUUAAAGGAAAUAUUAACAGUCACAUGAGGCGUCACAUGUCUUCAGUGUGAGAAGAGAUCCAGAUAUGAAAGUGACCUCAAACAUUUACAAAAUCAUCAGAGAAAGAAAGUUUUAGAGUGUGGCAAGAGGUUCAUGAAAUUAAGCAAUUUCAAAAAUCACUUGCACAUUCACUCAGGAAAUAGCGAUUUAAUUAGGAUCUGCAUUGGUGGUUUUGCAUUCACACUUAGAAAUACAUCUGAGAAGUUUUCACCUGGGUCUGUGGAAAGGCUUUUAAAUGCCAUGGCAUUUAAAAUGGCACCAGAAAAUAUAUAUCUGUGGGAAAUUAAUUUCAAUUGUAUAGAGCCGUGUUUCUCAAAACUCUCUACAUUCCCUACAUUUGUCCACUAAUAUAGUCCACUUGAAGGAGUGAAAGAAAAUGAGUAAGUGAAUUUGGACACUUGAGUGUGCUGUUAUGUGCAUUAUGGGUAUUCUCUAGCCGUUGAAUGUACAUCAGUUGUAUACUCGGUAUUGUGCUGUAUUAUGCAAUGGAAUGAGUGUACUCGAUAAAAGUUCACUAUGGUUUCAGACACCACUACAAAUGGAUGUCCCCUCAAAUAGUGCCCUAUUUAAGGGUAUAGAGAUCCUCCAGAACAGUCACUUUUUUCUCACAUGGAUGGGGUUCUCAAACCUGACUUUCCCCCAUGGGAAUUAAAUGAAUAUGCCUGCUCUUGCUCCACUCACUCUGUGCAACCAGAUACAGUUGUGGCCAGAAUUAUUAGACCCCUUCAUAAAUAUGAUCAAAGAUGACUCUAAAAAUAAAUCUGCAUU